Zasmidium cellare ATCC 36951 is the source of this 1329-nucleotide messenger RNA. RefSeq lists its product as uncharacterized. The transcript has a single exon. The record is from RefSeq and is a predicted model, not a curated record. Bases 1 to 1329 code for a protein of 442 amino acids. Gene Ontology annotation, molecular function: hydrolase activity. Lineage: Eukaryota; Fungi; Ascomycota; Dothideomycetes; Mycosphaerellales; Mycosphaerellaceae.
AUGGAGUACUCCUUCAAGCCUAGGCCAAUAACGCCGCGAAUCAUCAUCCAUGGCGGCGCCGGCAACAUCACCCGCGAGAAUAUGCCCGCUGCCUCCUACGAAGCGUACCGCUCCAGCCUCCUCAACAUCCUCGACCGCGCGAACAAGAAGCUCUCCUCUCCCAGCGCCACUGCUCUAGACAUCGCGACCUACGCCGUCUCCCUCCUCGAGCUCGAUCCGCUCUUCAACGCCGGCCAUGGCGCCGUCUAUACGACUGCCGGGACCCACGAACUCGAAGCUUCAGUCAUGGUGUCUCGCGGCUACCGGAAAAGAGGCGUAGGCGUGAUGAAGGUGCGAAGGACGAAAAGCCCGAUCAAGUUAGCCAGGGAGAUGUUGCUGAGAGGGGAGACGGAGAAUGGUGGGGGAGCUCAAGGCCAUAGUCAGUUGGAGGGCGAGACGAUUGAUAAGCUGGCAGAGCAGUGGGGUCUGGAGAGGGUCAAGCCGAGCUACUUUUGGACGAGGAAGAGGUGGGAUGAGCAUCGGCGAGGGCUGGGAUUGGAGCAUGGAGACGAGACGUAUGAGAAGAAGAGGAGGGAGGCUGAUGAGAAUGUGGAGGAAGUGUUCGAUGGGAAGCAGGAGCAAGAUUGGAUGGAUCAGGAAGAGAUGAGUGUUGGAGAUAUACAUUGGGAUGGCAAGGAAUAUCUGCCUCAAGGCACCGUUGGGGCUGUGGUCCUCGACAGCUCUGGCGUACUCUGUGCGGCCACUUCAACCGGCGGACUCACGAACAAGCUGUCAGGCAGAAUAGGAGACACGCCUACACUCGGAGCGGGUUUCUGGGCGGAGGAGUUUCACGAAGAUAUCAAUGUCACGGGCGAGCCAUCGCUCUUUGGAUCUUUGACCAACAUUACUUCCGCAUUCCAGGACUGUCUGCCUGCUCUGCCUCGCUACGCACUUGUCCCAUCUUCAAGCCAACCACUUUCGAGUGUUAGGGCCGUGGCCAUGUCUGGUACGGGCAACGGCGACAGCUUCCUGCGAGUCAAUGCCGUGCGAACAGCCGCUGCGAUUGCCCGAUACUCAUCUCUGCCAGGUACUUCCUCUUGGUCCCGAGUCUACCUUCAAAGAGCAGUUCAAGCCGUCGCUGGCCCUCAUGGUCAGCUGCAGCAUUCGGCGGGAGACCGUUGGAAGAAGACUGGCGAAGGCGAAGGUGGGAUCAUCGGGAUCGAGCUGGUGGAUGGGGAAGGCAAGAUCGUGUUCGACUUCAACUGCGGGGGCAUGUUCCAUGCGUGGGUUGACGACGAGGGGAAAGGGAGGUUCGAGCUGUUUCAAGAUUCGCCAAGACCGUCGUGGUAG